Messenger RNA from Lactuca sativa (garden lettuce), 982 nucleotides. RefSeq lists its product as uncharacterized. The record is from RefSeq and is a predicted model, not a curated record. NCBI's taxonomy places the organism in Eukaryota, Viridiplantae, Streptophyta, Magnoliopsida, Asterales, Asteraceae.
UAACUCAAACUCCCUCAUGUCAAAUAAUCAAUCCCCACCUUCCUUCCCUUUUCCUAUGCAGUUACUCCAUCACGCGCAAUUCUGUAUACACAUAUAUUUAUAUAUCUCUAAUCGAUCGCAUCAACACUAAUACAUCGAAUCUUACUUGAUCAUUCAACAUAAAUACACCGGAUCCUGUGUACUGAUCUUUCAUAAACUUGCGACAACACCCAAAAAGAAAGCUAAAGAAAUGGGAAACUACGCAUCAGCAUGCAGCCUCAUGAUCUCCCCUAUAAUGAAAAGCAACAAGGCAGCAAGAGUUAUAUUUCCGGCCGGCGAGAUCCGACAGUUUCGUGACUCGAUCAAGGCUGCGGAGAUCAUGCUUGAGUGUCCAAACUUCUUCUUAGUCAACUCCCGGUCGUUGAACAUCAAUCGUCGUUUUUCGCCGCUUUCCGCUGAUGAAGAUUUGGAGGCCGGGAAUAUUUAUAUCUUGUUUCCGAUGAGGAGGGUGAAUUCCAUGGUUACUCCGGCGGAUAUGGCGGCUUUUUGGAUGGCGGGUAAUAGUGCGAGUAAGCGGAUUUCGGGGAGGAUAUCUCCGGAGAUGACUACGGUUGGUGGUGGAGUGAAGGAGGAGGUGGUGGUGGAACAGCCGAGAUUGGUGGUGGAGGUGCCGGAGUUUAGUUAUCGGCUGGCGGUUUGUAGAUCAAGAAAGCCGUUUCUUGAUACAAUUACGGAGGAGCCGGUUUUUGCAAGAUAAGCGAGCGAGUUUGUAAUCAAGGGUAGAAUAGUAAAUUGCAAGUAGUAAUAUUUUUUUUUAGCUUUUUAGUCUUAAACAAAUUAGAAAAUAGGUUUAAAUUAUGACCAAUCUAGAGAAAGAAAAGUAUGCUAUAUCAUUUAAAUGCAUAUUGUUGCAUAUAAAGUUGAUCUAUUAAUGUGUUAUGAGUUAGAGUGUUCGACAAAUUUUCUUGGUAUUUUAUGUGCAUAUGAAUAUCUUCAAUUUAUA